AAGCGAUUAGUAGGACAGCAGUAAUCUGAGCUAGUGUGUGAUCGUUGGUUGGUCUGAGGUGGAGCCUUGGACACAGGGAGGAGAGAAGGAGUCCUACCAGGAGGAGCACACAUAUUCACACAGCCUAAUCCUUACACUGUAAUACACUCAGAUAUUUACAGAGGCUUACAGCCUAUCCUGUGACUGUAUUCACCACACCAAAAGAGAUCCAGUGAGAUUGUGCAAAGCUCCUCUUACUCACUGAGAUCUACACUCUGCUUUCUAUAUGGUGAAAUCCAGCAUCGAUCUUCUAAAGUCCCAACCCGUAUAAUUGACGAAUCAUUUACCCGCCGGCUGCCCAGGACACCCAGAUUUAUACAUGCUCUUCUAUUUAAAAACGACCACUUUACAAGCUGAAUAAGAUAACAAAAAUUCAUUCUGCUAUUCCUGGAAAAUGGCAAUACUGAAGGAUGUGGAAGAUCCUAGAUUUCCUCCGGGGUAUCCUGACUCAUAUGAAUGAUGUAAGCAUUUAGAAAAAGUCUGGAAACGCUGUUACCAUGACAAGGAAUCCUCAACAGUAAACUGUGUCUACCAUUUAGACUGUAUCCGGACAACCCAACCCAACCCAACCCAACCCAACCCAACCUAACCCAGCCCAACCCAAACCAGCCCAGACCAGCCUAAAUUAGCCAGGGGGUUCCUUUCUACAAGUUCCACAAAACAUGGAGGUAAAAGGCGUUGGGGGAGCAUGAUCUAUCGUCCCCAAUCCUCGCUUACGGAACAAAAUGAGGGAUUUCCCCUCCCAACCUCUUCCCUGAGGUCAACCCAGCACAGCACCACCCUGAUAAGUCCGACUUAGCAGGGCACUCGAGUUUCAAUGCUCCACGCCGUUCUAAGAUGAAGUUAUGGAAAAAGGCCAUUUUUGCCUUUAUACUUCUUAGCGCUGCUCUCUCUCUCCUGCUUAUCAUAACAAUGGUACCUGCUGGGUCCAUCAUCACUUGGGACUCAACUAUAUCUGUACAUCCUUUAACAAUAACACCAUUACCAUCAUUAUCCUCAUCAUUAUCAUCGCCGCCCAAGGUGACCAGUCGGCGGCGAGUGGGCAGAGCAUCUGAGGACAUAGAGUCUCUCUUAUCUGAGUUUUCCUACCUGUUUCAGACCUUUACUGAGGGUGAGCUACAGAGGGUCAUCAGGUCACUGGUGGACAGUAAAGUUGGGAGAAGGACCAAGCGGGCAAAAAGUGCAGAGGUCUGCUCAUUGCACCAGGUGGUGCUAACAGUAAGUGAACUGGGCCUAGGUUAUGAAAGCGAUGAGACAGUGCGCUUCCGUUACUGCAGAGGAAAGUGUACGAGGCGCCUCAGCAACUACGACAUGGUGCUGAAAAACCUGAUCCAGCGCAAGGCAUCCGAGAAAGACUUAACCACUAAAGGGGGCAGUGCUAAGACGGAGAGAGCACCCUACAGCCGCUGCUGCCGGCCCACUAAAUACGAGAACAUGUCAUUUUUUGACAAUAAGGCAAAGUUCUUCACCAUUCAGGAUGUGUCAGCCAGAAAGUGUGGCUGUGUGUGAGACUGCAGAGUUUGCUGAUAUGGGACUUGAGAAAGAGUCAAUUAGGUGAAAGUGGAAGGUGAAUCAUGUCCAUGAAAAUUCAUUUGGAGAGUCCAUGCUGAAUCCAUGCAUUUCAUAAUUAAAGCCACAGGCUAGAUGGUUGUGUCCGACCCUCUGGCAGUGCAGAUAGUGGGAAGAUAGAAGGUUGGUGAUAAUGCUUUUAAGGGUUUCUACAGAGUUUGGAGCUUGGGAGAAAAAAGAUGCUUUAGUGAUAUGACCGCAUGCGAAGUAGCAACAUCCAGUGCUGAGACACAACACUGGCCUUUUUAAUGGAUAAUUUUAAAUAGGAAAUUUCCAUAUGGACUAAAGCAGUAUAGAAACAUGUUCUUUUUUUUUUUUUUUUGUAACAGAUACAAUCUGUACAUUCAAGAAUGAAGUUAUCCACAGCUACCUCAUUUGUAUUUGGUUACAGAAAUACACAUCACACCAGUUCCCUUGUGGUCAACUAUUCAUUGAUAUAGAUGUUUAUAAACACCAAAUGCUCAGGUCAAAUACUGAAAAAAAGCAUACACUGCUACUUGAAGUGAAAACCCAUAAACUCACACCCUCAUUUCCUUUGCGCUUGUCAAAAGUACAAUCGAACUUGAUGCAUUUCACAGCCCAAAUACAAAACUGUGUCUUUUUUGAUGAAUCCAAAUUUCAUGUUGUAGGUCAUGAACACUGAUGUCUGAGACAAUUCUGUUGAAGUUUAAAAAUUAAGUUGUUUGUAUUAUGUCUUAUCAAAUUGUUACAGAACUUCCAAUCAAAUGUGCUGCUUUUUAUGAACUGUUGUUACCUGAUAGUUUUAACUUUAAAAGACAUCUGCUCAUGAUUCUUAAAGAUUAUGCUCUAGUAUAUCUAAGGGGUUAAGUGAGACUUGUUGGAUUGUCCCAUAUUUUUAGCCCACUGUGCACAGCAUUAACAUCUAAGUCCCAGUAAGUCAAGUGGCCACAAAUAACUAAACAGAACAGUUAGAUAACUUUCACAUCUCAUUUUGAAGGUUCUCUAUGUUUUAUCCCAGAAAAGGUCAAAUUAUAUACAGGAAGUAAUUGCACACACAAGCACAGACAGAUUUUGGCCUGAAUUAUAUUCAGAGAUAUUAUGCUGUAAACACAACCUUUUAGAAAAUGAAAUGGACUUACUGUGAACACAAGGCGAAAGGAGGUAAAGAAACAUACAGCCUCAUAGCCACAUUAGACUUAGAUUUACCUACAACACAACAAAAAAGACACGUCAGUAAUUAAUGGUUUCCUACACUUCUUUCAAUAUCGAUAAAAGCGUAAUUCAUGUUCUUUUUUAUGUUCUAAUAAGCUUCCAAUUUUUUUUAUACAGUUGCAGAUUUGCAACUGGAAUAUUGCAAAUAUUAUGAAUGGUUCCACAAUAAUCAUUAAGAGAAAUGCUUUAGGUCAGAGACAUAAAAUGAAUGUUCUGGAAAACUCAAUUUCAUGGGACAUGGGAUGCAAUAAUAAAAUCAGUAUACAUUUACUAUAUUGCAACUCACAGAUAAUACUUUAUAUGUUAAUAUAUUCUUAUUUUGUUUCUUUCAAAUACUGUAUGUCUCAAAAAAGUGCUUUUUCAAGGGGAACACAUUUUUGGGUUAAUUUUGUCCAUUAGUUUUGGACCAGAUUGUAUUUUAGCAUAAAGUGUAGGACUGUAUUUUGUUUUAUAUUACUCUGUGUACCUCUGUGUAAAGAUGACCUGAAAGAGGCAGUACAAUGUGUGUACAGAAAGCUUCUUCUUAAGUUACCAAUUUACAGAUUUAGGCAGCGUUGGACUUUUGUCAGACCAACAGCAGGAAUGUUGAUGCAGUGCAUCUUUGAUGUGAAUAAUCGAUAUUUAUUAGACAGUGGUGUGCAUAUUUAUUUAGAUACUUUACUCGAAAGGGAGAUAUUGACUUAUUUAUUUAAACAAAUCCCAGCUUGUGCCAAAUGUAUUUUCUAACAAAUCUACUAUUCCUAAGUAACUGCUGAAUAAACAUACUCAGCUUUACAAAAAAAAUUAAUGUCUCCUUUUCAUUCCAUUGCAUCCACACCCCAAGUGUUCUUUCUCUGUUCCUGAAGAUUGCAACCUGAUGGUGGACUGCAUUGCCUCAACAACAAAAUAAUAAUCAUGGCGUAAACAAAUGUCCGAGCCCCAAAGGAACAUGCUUUUAGAAAUCUUUG
Silurus meridionalis is the source of this 3728-nucleotide messenger RNA. RefSeq lists its product as uncharacterized. The transcript is spliced from 4 exons. The coding region runs from base 877 to 1548 and encodes 223 amino acids. Gene Ontology annotation, molecular function: glial cell-derived neurotrophic factor receptor binding; growth factor activity; receptor tyrosine kinase binding. The record is from RefSeq and is a predicted model, not a curated record. NCBI's taxonomy places the organism in Eukaryota, Metazoa, Chordata, Actinopteri, Siluriformes, Siluridae.